UUUGGCAGCGCUGCUCGUGCAGGCUCUCCUUUAAGCGAUGGGGGUAGCGGAACUUUUCGGAAGAUGAUCACAACUUUGUACGUCGCAGCGACUGCCACAUCAUUCAGUUCAGGGACAGCAAAAUGCACACGGUUCUAAUACUUUUAAGCUCACUGGCGACAUGCUGGAGCGUCCCAAGAUGUUCUCCGGAAGAAGCAGCUAUGGGAAGAUGCAGAACACCUGCAGAAAACAGGCCACAGUGUAUGGAGAUGGUGCUUGGUUACUGUCAGGAUGUGCCCUACAGCCACACCAUGUUCCCCAACAUCGUGGGCCAUCGAUCACGGCAGGAUUUAGAGAUGGGUGCAGAGUACCUGCUCUUGAGCGUGAUCCACGGCCUACUGAAUGGAGAGUGUUCUCCAGACAUCCGUCUGUUGGGCUGCUCAGUGUUGGCUCCCCGUUGUCGAGAUAACAAGUUAAUGAAGCCGUGCCGCAGCUCGUGUGAAAUGGUGAAAAAGAGCUGUAUUCAUGCCUUUGAGGCCAUCCAAAUGGCAUGGCCUUACUUUCUGGACUGUGACCGAUUCUUUGUUGGCGAAGAGGAGGGCUGUUAUGACCCAUUGUCAGAGUUAAGAGAAAAGCAGGAAGUGGCCUUUGCCAACAUAUCUGAUAGUGGUUUUUUCACUAUCAUUCAGUUCACUUACCACACCAACUCUCAGAUGUUCAGCAUCCUGAAGAAGACGGCAUCAAAAUGCUCUGACAUCUCACAAACAUACAGCAUUGGGCGCAGUGUGGAAGGAAAAGACUUACUGGCUAUUGAAUUCUCCAGUAAUCCUGGACAACAUGACCUAUUGGAGCCAGAGAUCAAAUUAAUUGGGAACAUGCAUGGAAACGAGGUUCUCGGCCGGCAGCUGCUGAUUUACCUGGCUCAGUAUCUGUGUUCUGAGUAUCUGCUGGGCAAUGAGCGGAUUCAGACCAUCAUCAACACCACACGCAUCCAUAUCCUACCCUCCAUGAAUCCUGACGGCUAUGAGAUUGCCGCUUCUGAGGUAGCCGAUAGGAACGACCCCGAAAACAUCAACCAGGAAGGUCAUGAGUACAACGGGUGGACAAGCGGUCGGGCCAACGCACAGAAUCUCGAUCUGAACCGCAACUUCCCUGACCUCACCUCCAUCUUCUACAAUCGCCGUCGCUUCAGACAUUUCCGUAGCCACCACAUCCCAGUCCCUGAGUCCUACUGGUUAAAUAAGGUGGUUGCACCAGAGACCUAUGCUGUAAUGAAGUGGAUAAGAUCCUAUCCUUUCGUUAUAUCUGCCAGUCUUCAUGGUGGAGAACUGGUCAUCUCAUACCCUUUUGACUUCUCUAGACACCCUCAGGAGGAAAGGAUGUUCUCCCCCACACCAGAUGAACAAAUUUUUAGGCAGUUGGCUAGGACUUAUGCAGAUGCCCAUGCCACUAUGUCCAACAAUGACACAGAGAGAUGUGGAGCCUCAUUUGCCAAUAAAGGAGGGAUAACCAAUGGAGCACAGUGGUAUAGCUUUGCUGGAGGUAUGUCAGACUUUAACUACCUGCACAGUAACUGUUAUGAGAUCACUGUGGAGUUGGGCUGUGAUAAAUUCCCCUCUGAAGAGGAGCUCUAUCCUGAGUGGCUCAGGAAUAAGGAGGCGCUGCUCAGCUUUAUGGAGUUUGUCCACAGAGGUAUAAGGGGCAUUGUGAAGGAUGAACAUGGAAAUGGCAUAAAAGGAGCUACGAUAUCUGUUAGAGGGAUGCGACAUGACAUCACUACCGCUGUGGAUGGUGAUUACUGGAGACUGUUGAACCCAGGUGUCCACAUUGUGACUGCUGCUGCCUCCGGCUACUCUAAAGUAUCUAAGCGCAUUCAUCUGCCAAGGAACGUACAGGUGGGCCGGGUGGACUUUGUGCUAAAGAAGGUCCCACGAGAACCCUCUCUUGACUACUUUAACAUCCCUGAGCUGGACAACUAUGACCGUUUUGACCCAUUUAAUCAGUUUGAGCAGUCCAGCCCGAGGGUGCGGGGAGAGGAUGGGGAGGAGAGGACUGAGAAGCCCUGGUGGUGGGCUUAUUUCAGCCAGUUAGGCGUUUCUGCACCUACCUGGCUCCUGCGGAACUACUAGGGACCCUCCGGACAUCAUUGGAGAGCAACCUGAUACCUAACUGUUUGCACCCAUGCCUUACUUGAUGAUGGUCAUUGUGUUGAUAACAUUAUCUCCUUAUUACAUGCAAAAUGUGCAGCUAACCACUGGGUAUGGUAAAGGCUUUACUGCUAUUGCAUUUUAUAGACUACCAUCAAACAUUUGGAAUAAGUACUUUUUUUAUAAAGAAGUCUCUUAUGUUCACCAAGGCUGCAUUUAUUUGAUCAAAAAUAUGAAAAUCUGGAAUCUGAGGGUGCAAAAGUUGUCCAAAUGAAGUUCUUAUCAAUGCAUAUUACUAGUCAAGAGUUACGUUUUAAUAUAUUUACUGUAGGAAAUAUAUUAAAUAUAUUAAUGGAACAUGAUCUUUACUUUAUAUCCUAAUUAUUUUUGGCAUAAAAGAAAAUCUAUAAUUUGGACUCAUACAAUUAUGUAUUGUUGGCUAUUACUACAAAUAUACCUGUGUUACUUAUGACUGGUUUUGUGGUCCAGGGUCACAUAUUAUACAGCAACAAACUGUUUUUAACAUUGAAUAAGUGUUUCUUGAGCAUCAAAUCAACAUAUUAGAAUGAUUUCUGAAAGAUCAUGUGGCACUAAAGAUUGGGGUAUGAUGCUGAAAAUUUAGCUUUGCCUUCGCAAUAAUAAAUUACAUUUUAAAAUAUAUUACAGUUAUAUAUAUAUUUUACAUUAACGGUUAUUUUAAUAAUAGUAAUAUUUCAUAAUAUUAUUACUAUUAUUAUCAUUUUAUAAUAAUUGCUUUGGUGUGCAUAAGAGGCGUAUAAAAAAAAAAAAGAUAGACUUAUUCCAAACUUAGUGCGUUUUUGGCUGAUAUAACCUUAUCAGAAUUCACCAUACAGGUAAGAGAAAAAUAUAUUGUUUUCUCUAUUAUUUUUAUCCAGCACUAGAUCAAAUCCCGCAACUGCAGCUAUAAACAGCUUAUUCUGAUUCUGAAGUUUGGCAGCUAGACAUGGGAUGGAUACCAUUGCAUAAUAAAUAGUAAAUGAUAGCAUUGCUAUUGUUUUACAGUCUGUUAUCUGUUAUCAGGGCUUUUUCUAUCUUUUUCUAGCACAUCGGGGAAGAUUAGUGCCUUCAAGGCUGUCAUCAAUUUGGUAAAUGUACAGUUCUAAUUAAACCAUAAUAACAAGGUGUGUCAACCCCCUUUUUUUUGCUGAUAUAUAAUCCUUGAAACAUGGACUGGACAUCAGGUGUGCUAGAUAAAUAAAAGAACAAACUUCUGUGCAAUUUCAGAUUUUUUAAAAACAUUCCAUUUAGUGUACAUUAGAACUCAAAUUCCUAAUCGCAGCAAGAAGAUAAUAAAAAAAAAUUAAAGGGAUAGUUCCUAUAAAUGAAAAAUCACAUUGUGAUGGUGGUAUUUAUAUUUUAAAUACCGAAUAAAUAAAAUCUUUCAAAUUAUGCAAAUGAUGGAGUAGACAUUACAUACACUGCUGUGGUUCGAUGCAUACAAUCUAUAAAAUAAGUGUUAAUCAAA
Carassius gibelio (silver crucian carp) is the source of this 3612-nucleotide messenger RNA. RefSeq names its product carboxypeptidase Z. Gene Ontology annotation, molecular function: protein binding; zinc ion binding; metallocarboxypeptidase activity. The coding region runs from base 123 to 2108 and encodes 661 amino acids. Gene Ontology annotation, biological process: proteolysis. Lineage: Eukaryota; Metazoa; Chordata; Actinopteri; Cypriniformes; Cyprinidae. The transcript has 11 exons. The record is from RefSeq and is a predicted model, not a curated record.